Molecule: messenger RNA, 1154 nt
Organism: Drosophila takahashii
Lineage: Eukaryota; Metazoa; Arthropoda; Insecta; Diptera; Drosophilidae
Gene: PGAP3
Product: Per1-like protein PGAP3
Biological process (GO): GPI anchor biosynthetic process
Cellular component (GO): endoplasmic reticulum membrane
Molecular function (GO): hydrolase activity, acting on ester bonds
Source: RefSeq, a predicted model, not a curated record
CUAGUUUUAGUCAUGUCUAGUCGUAGUUUAAGUGCAAUACUCCUGCUCCUGGGGGCGUUUAUAACCGCCAGCCACGCCUCCAACGGUGACCGCACCCAGUUUUUUCACAAUUGUCGGCAGAAUUGCGAGAGAACUAAUUGCUCUGCAGAUGGCCUGGAGAUCCAGGAGCAGGCGGUCAAGUUCUACAGGCAGUCGGUGUUCGACAAGCUCUUCCAGUGGAGCUGCGCCGACGAGUGUCAGUACGGAUGCAUGUGGCGUACUGUCUUAGCCUUCUUUGAGCGCGGAUGGCCCAUUCCGCAGUUCUACGGCAAGUGGCCCUUCCUCCGCCUGCUGGGAAUGCAGGAGCCGGCCUCGGUGAUCUUUUCCAUCCUCAACUUUGCCAUGCACCUGCGGCUGCUGCGCAAGUUCCGGCGGGAAGUGCGUCCGGACAGUCCCUGCUACAUGCUGACCCACAUAUUCGCAGUGACAAGCCUCAAUGGUUGGGUCUGGUCCGCCAUCUUUCACACGAGGGACUUCCCGCUGACCGAGCUGCUGGACUACGCCUUCGCCUACUCCAUCAUCCUGUGCUCGCUGUACGUCAUGGUCAUGCGGAUGCUGCACCGCUACUCCCUGUUCCUGCGGGGUGUGAUUUCGCUGGCCUUCGUCUCCUACUACAUCAACUACUUUGCCUACCUGAGCGUGGGACGGUUUAACUACGCCUUCAACAUGAUGGUGAACGUGGGAACAGGAGUAAUUGCGGCCGUGGGCUGGUUCGUUUGGUGCCACUUUGUGCGCACCCGCAGGCCCUACUUCCGCAGGAUCCUGCGCUUCUACGUUCUCAUGGCCCUGGCCAUGAGCCUGGAACUGCUGGACUUUCCGCCCAUCCUCUGGAUUCUGGAUGCCCACGCUCUGUGGCACCUGGCCACAGUUCCGCUGGCCGCCCUCUACUACGACUUCAUGAUCGAGGACUGUCGAACCCUGCGAAAGGAAAAGGCGGCGGCCGGAGGCUAUCCAUUCUACAACUAGUAUUAUUCAGGACAUUUAAAGACAGGUCGAUAAAGCGAAACUGCCAUUUCAAAUUCUUAAAGGAGGUCAUGAUUGACAUCAACCGGCUUUGCAGAAAAUGUACUCGCUUCGUUUACAAAGACAUAAUAGAGACUUUAUUACAACAUUCA